Messenger RNA from Musca vetustissima, 1701 nucleotides. Its product is annotated as apoptosis-inducing factor 3. Gene Ontology annotation, molecular function: 2 iron, 2 sulfur cluster binding; oxidoreductase activity, acting on NAD(P)H; flavin adenine dinucleotide binding. Lineage: Eukaryota; Metazoa; Arthropoda; Insecta; Diptera; Muscidae. The coding region runs from base 64 to 1701 and encodes 545 amino acids. The transcript is spliced from 2 exons. The record is from RefSeq and is a predicted model, not a curated record. Gene Ontology annotation, cellular component: cytoplasm.
UUCGAUUUUCUUGGUGCAGGUACAACUGGUUCAGGCUCAUAUCAAUCUACCUGCGAAGCCAAGAUGAUUGACGAAUACACCGAUCCCGUUGCCGUCUGCAAUGUCAACGAUUUGCAGGAGUGUGAAAUGAAGCCGUUCGAAUUCAACGAGAACACGAAGGUUCUGGUGGUCAAACAGCGAGAUCAAAUCAAGGCGAUCGGCAAUAAGUGUACACAUUAUGGUGCCCCUUUGCACACUGGUGUGCUGGGUGAUGGUCGGGUUCGUUGUCCCUGGCAUGGGGCAUGUUUCAGCAUUGAUACGGGUGAUAUUGAAGAUUUCCCCGGUCUCGAUUCACUGCCUUGCUAUAAAGUAGAUGUCCAACCUGAUGGCCAGGUUAUGGUACGUGCCAAGCGUAAAGAUUUAGAAAAGGCCCGGCGUCUCAAGGAUAUGGUUAAACGUGAUCCAGCCAAUCAGGAAUGUUAUGUUAUUGUAGGUGGUGGUCCGGCAGGUGCCGUGUGUGCCGAAACCCUACGACAAGAAGGUUUUACCGGUCGCAUUGUUAUGAUCUGCAAGGAAACACACUUACCUUAUGAUCGCGUAAAAUUGACCAAAGCCGCGAAUACUCAAAUUGAAACCAUACAAUUCCGUAAACCUGAAUUCUAUGAAGAAUAUGGCAUUGAAACUCUGAUGGGAGUCUCAGCCACCAACAUGAACUGUGAAGAGAAAACUCUGAACCUUUCCAACCAAACCUCCUUGAAAUAUGAUAAAAUCUUUAUUGCCACCGGUUGUACGGCCAGCAAGCCACCAAUCAGAGGUUCCGAUCUCAAGGGGGUUAUGGUUGUACGGGAAUAUGAUGAUGUAUUGGAAAUCAACAAACUCAUUAAACCCGAAGCCAAUUUGGUGUGUCUGGGUUCCAGUUUCAUUGCCUUAGAGGCUGCCCAGGCAUGGACCAAGAAGGUUAAAAGUACCACUCUAAUUUCUCGCACUGAAUACCCCUUGAUGGCCAGUUUUGGCCCCCUGAUUGGUGAACGUGUUCUACGCCUGUUCCGUGAUCAAGGUGUCAACUGUGUCAUGGACAGCGGAAUUACCGAAAUCAUUGGCAACAGUGAUAACCAGGUGACCGAAGUUGUUCUCAAGGAUGGCACCAAACUGCCUUGUGAUAUUCUCAUUAUGGGUACUGGCUCCAAAUUCAAUACCGAAUUCCUGAAGGGUUCUGGUUUACCUCUCAACGCAAACGGUUCCAUUGAUACCGAUCUAUAUCUCAAGACUUUGGUUGAUGAUGUCUAUGUUGGUGGUGAUAUUGCCAAUGCUCCCGUGUAUUCCUACAAUCAAGAACGUGUCGCCAUUGGCCAUUACCAAUUGGCUCAAUAUCAUGGUCGUCUUGCUGCCCUCAACAUGGUUGGUAAAUCCCCCGAAGAACUACGUUCCGUCCCAUUCUUCUUUACCAUGUUAUUUGGUAAAGGUUUCCGUUAUUCGGGUUAUGGUGCCUAUUCCGAUGUUGUCAUUGAGGGUGAUUUGGAAAAUUUGAAAUUUGUUGCCUAUUUCAUUGAUGAACAAGAUAAGGUUGUGGGAGUGGCUUCGUGUGGUCGUGAUCCCAUCGUUGCCCAAUUUGCUGAGCUACAGAGUCAAGGUAAAUCACUGUAUCGUAAAGAUCUGCAAGAGGAUGCCAGUGAUCCCGUGGCUUGGACUAAAAAACUUAAAGUUCUCGGUAAAUGCAUUUAA